Molecule: messenger RNA, 3565 nt
Organism: Daldinia loculata
Lineage: Eukaryota; Fungi; Ascomycota; Sordariomycetes; Xylariales; Hypoxylaceae
Product: alkali metal cation/H+ antiporter Nha1 C terminus-domain-containing protein
Exons: 2
Coding region: 121-3105 (994 amino acids)
Biological process (GO): intracellular potassium ion homeostasis; proton export across plasma membrane; regulation of membrane potential
Cellular component (GO): plasma membrane
Molecular function (GO): sodium:proton antiporter activity
Source: RefSeq, a predicted model, not a curated record
CCUCGUCCGACCAACGUCCUCCCUGAACCUCGACCCGUAAGCUGCAGUCUUAUCUAUUCCUUUCUCGCCUUGCGGACGCCCCGCCCCGUACGAGUCGUCCAGGGGACGCUGCUAUAAACAAUGGCGUGGGAUCACCUCUCGAUUACCAAACCCCAUUUGGUGUAUAUCAUCUUAGGAGGGUUUACUUCGCUUUUUAUGCUCUGUUCUUCCGUUAUUAAGGAGCGUAUGUAUAUCGGCGAAGCGACUGUCGCUACUCUCUGCGGUGUUAUCUUCGGCCCUCACGCUGCGAAUCUGAUUGAUCCCGUGUCGUGGGGAAAUGUCGACGAGAUUACUCUUGAAUUUUCCCGAAUUGUCUUGGUCGUUCAGUGUUUCGCCGUCGGGGUAGAAUUGCCCAAAUACUACAUGGAGAGGCAUUGGAAAUCUGUGGUAUUCUUACUGCUUCCCGUCAUGACCUUUGGAUGGUUGAUUACAAGUUUGAUCGUCUGGUGGAUGUUCCCGAUACUAUCUUGGCUCGAGAGCUUAGUUGUUGCAGCUUGCGUCACCGCUACGGAUCCUGUUCUUGCUUCGUCAGUUGUUGGUAAGGGCAAGUUUGCAAAACGAGUACCGAAGCACUUGAGAGAUCUACUCUCUGCCGAGUCCGGUUGCAACGAUGGCAUGGCCUUCCCUUUCAUCUACCUUUCCCUGUACCUACUACAGGAGCACUUGGACGCCAAAGAGACGACGUAUCAUUGGCUUGUAUAUACCGUCCUUUACGAGUGUAUUUUCGGCGCUGUGUACGGGUUUCUCAUUGGGUAUAUUGCACGACAUGGCAUCAAAUACGCUGAAAGGCACGACUUGAUCGACCGUGAAAGUUUUCUCGUCUUCUACUUUACCUUGGCUCUAUUCUGCGCUGGGUCGGGUAGUAUUCUAGGUACAGACGACUUACUUGUCGGGUUCGCUGCCGGUGUUGGCUUCUCAAACGAUGGUUGGUUCAGCGAGAAGACAGAAGAAUCGCAUGUGUCAAACGUUAUCGAUCUACUAAUCAAUUUGGCUUACUUUGUCUAUCUCGGUACCAUUAUUCCCUGGGAGCAGUAUAACAACGUGGAUGUUGGCCUUUCUGCCUGGAGACUGGUGGUCAUGGCCAUCUUUGUGAUCCUUUUCCGCCGGAUUCCGGUUAUGAUGCUUCUCAAACCGUUCAUUCCCGAUGUUAAGACAUGGCGAGAAGCUCUGUUUGCCGGGCAUUUUGGUCCAAUAGGCGUAGGUGCUAUUUUUGUUGCCCUACUUGCUCGUGCCGAGCUGGAGAGCGAGCAUACAAUUCCUGAACCAGAACUGCCGGAGAAGGGUACCGAGUUCUACAAUGUUGUUCUCCUCGUGUGGCCUAUUGUUACAUUCAUGGUGAUUUCCUCCAUUAUCGUCCAUGGUUCUUCAGUGGCCGUGUUCACCUUAGGAAAGCGCAUUAAUACUUUAUCACUCACCAUGUCAUUUACCACUGCUACGGAAGAAGGUCCUGCUUGGAUGAGCCGCUUGCCACGGAUCACAUCUCAGUCGCGAUCGCAAGCCCGAACAAUGUCAGAUACCGACUAUGAGGAGGUGAAACUACCUGAAUUUCCACCUGGCACAUUGCCACCAACUGGAAUACCUGGACAGUUCUUACGUCGACAGCGCGAGGAGGAGAACCCUAGUAGAGCUGGAAGCCGCGCUUCUUCUCGGCGCCGUAGUAGGAGAAGGUGGGAUGAUGGUAUUGGACCUGGUGGGCCCGUAAGCCAGUCGGCCAUCUUCCCCCAGAAAAGGAGCGCAAGUGAGAUAGCAGAGCCUAUGUCACCAUCUGAUUCUGUACAGCCUGUCUCACCAAGGCAAGAAAGCCCCAGCUCGCCAUCGGAGGACCUACUCGAGAAAGAUAGCGAAAAGAACGUCGAGAAAAUAGUGCAUGUGACAAAGGAACGCGGGUCGGAACGUGAGAGGGGCCGUGAGCAACCAUCCAGAGGCGAACAACACGACGAACUAGAAGUGUUCGAUGAGGGCGACCAUAUUAUAAUUGAAGACCACGAUGGUCAAGUUCUUGCGGUUGAGGAAACAGGGCAUCAACCGGUUAAAGAUCUGCACGAAGUCAAAGAGAAAGCCAAAGCUGAGACUCAAAAGCCGGGAUGGACUUACGAGUCACUCAAGAAAAGCAUUGGAAAAUGGCGUGAUGAGGAGGCCCAGAAACGUAAAGACAAGGCAAAGAUUGAACGAAAGCAUAAGCCAGCCAGAGCAUACCAGUUUGGUAACACAAUUAUUGUGGAAGACGAAGACGGAGAAGUCGUGAGGAAGUACGAUCUUCCUACCGAGCGAAACGACGGCAGAGACUAUGUAGCUACCAGUUUGAAAUACAUGGGAAUGGGUGGUCUCCUUAAGCCAACUGAUAAAACAGCACCCAAGGUCGAAGCGUCGUCCGAAAAAGAGCCUACCCAGACUAGCAGUACCAAACCCGGGGCCAAGACGAAAACCGGAGGGUGGCCAGGCUUCAGCCGUGGAGGUGCUGCUGAACAGAGGAGGAAGGAUGCUACUGCUCCUGCUGAAAGGAGUGUAGAAGAUGAUCGAGGUAUCCGAUUCACAAUCGGUGGCGUUGGACAACGCAUGACUAAGGAUGAUUUCCUUAGAGAAGUGCGAAAGUUGGAUGCUAAAACCCGCCGCGAGGUGGUAGACCAAUCCAGUGCGGAUCCAGCAGUGAAAUCGAUGGCAAGGGAAGCACCCAGCGAAAGCGCAGUCCAACCCCAAGCCCAGACCCUAGUCCACCCUCAGAUUAGUGUGACUCAAGCAAGUGAUAGCACGCGGGAUGCGAGCAAGUCUCCUUCUCGCCCAGAGCCGCCUCGUGGACGUAGCCCAACGACAGACUCGGAGCAGCCCCCGACAUCGAACACACCAGAAACAGCUGUUGAGAGAAGGCGACGGUUAGCAGCCUUUGCUAGCGUCCGCGAGGAUAAUGAUCUAGGGGAGACUCCUGCAGAGAGGAGGAGAAGGGAGGCUGCGUUAGGUGUAGACAAUGGUGGGGCUGAAGACAGCGACAGUGAAGACGAUGAUACCCCUAGAGUACCCCCCACGAGACGAGGGAUAAGAUUCGCAGACUCCCCGCCCAACAAGGGCUGAGGCACACGCUUCAUGAGACAUUAUUUGGUUCUAUUUUAGGUCAUGACGGUAUGCUGAAUUGGUAUAGCGAAAAGCAAGCACUUAUAGUUUUUAUGAGAUGGAGUAAAUAUUUUUCCGUCUAAAGUAGGACAUCAGUGUCGAUAUAUUUAUGGUACGUUGGCGUUCGAUAACGAAUAUUUUCUAGGAAUUGGAUAGCUAUAAGUUGGUAAUGCUAUGCAUUUUAUAUUGAGAUCGAAGUGACAAUCUUUAUUUACCAUGUACUAUAUAUAAUGAGGUACAUAUGGCAGUUACAAUGAUAUUAGUAUUCGUUGACGAACUUCCAAUGAACUUCUUGUACGGUUCGAGUUAAUUGUUUAGUAUUUAGGCAGGUUAACAUAUUUUUAUUUACCUAGUUGAUUUUAUCUACUGUAAAAUAAUAGUGUUAAUACCUACAAAGGCUUUUCUAAAGAUUUACAUAAAC